Messenger RNA from Scophthalmus maximus (turbot), 3456 nucleotides. It is a transcript of the gene ptpdc1a, whose product is annotated as protein tyrosine phosphatase domain containing 1a. The transcript is spliced from 10 exons. NCBI's taxonomy places the organism in Eukaryota, Metazoa, Chordata, Actinopteri, Pleuronectiformes, Scophthalmidae. Gene Ontology annotation, biological process: protein dephosphorylation; cilium assembly. Gene Ontology annotation, molecular function: protein tyrosine/serine/threonine phosphatase activity. The record is from RefSeq and is a predicted model, not a curated record. The coding region runs from base 153 to 2336 and encodes 727 amino acids.
UAAACCGUCCCACAUGACAACAUGUCAGGUUUGCUAAGUUAGCUAGUAGGCUAGCUACACUUAGCUUACCCUAAUGAUGUGGCCAGUGGAAAACACCGGUCUGGUAAGCGCCACCGACACAACAGCCGUGGCUUCAGAGAGAUGAGUGGACCAUGGUAGACAUUGUAGAAAUAGCCCCGGAGUCAGACGACAGGAAACGACCCACUGCCAUGGCAGCUGGUGUCAGCGUCCCGAGUGACCUACCUUACUCCGUGAGCGGAUCGAGUGGAGACAACAGCACAGAGAUGGAGACAGCCAAUGCGAGGGUCCCCACGGCAAAAUACACAAAGAUGGGGGAGACCCUGAGGCACGUCAUCCCCGGGCACAUGCAGUGCUCCAUGGCCUGCGGAGGGAAAGCCUGUAAAUAUGAAAAUCCCUCCCGCUGGAGUAAUGAGGAGCAAGCCAUCAAAGGACUCUACUCGUCCUGGAUUACUGACAACUUGCUAGCUAUGGCAAGGCCUUCCACUGAAAUCAUAGAGAAAUAUAAUAUAAUCCAACAGUUUCAAAGGUGUGGUUUGAAGACAGUGAUCAACCUGCAGCGACCCGGUGAACACGCCAGCUGUGGGAACCCACUGGAGCAGGAGAGUGGCUUCACAUAUCGACCGGAGACUUUCAUGGAGGCAGGCGUUUAUUACUACAACUUUGGCUGGAAGGACUAUGGCGUGGCAUCGCUGACUACAAUCCUUGACAUGGUGAAAGUCAUGUCGUUUGCUGUCCAAGAAGGGAAAAUGUCGGUCCACUGCCAUGCUGGUCUUGGAAGAACAGGCGUGUUGUUGGCCUGUUACUUGGUCUUCACGUCCCGGAUGAAUGCUGACCAGGCCAUCUUGUUCAUGCGAGCCAAGAGACCCAACUCCAUCCAGACCAGAGGCCAGCUGCUGUGUGUCAGGGAGUUUGCCCAGUUCCUGGUUCCCCUCCGGAGCGUCUUCUCCUGUGCAGAACCCAGAGCGAGUGCCGUCACCUUGUCCCAGUACCUCACCAGGCAGCGCCACCUGUUGCAUGGCUAUGAAGCUCGGCAAAUGAAGAAUGUGCCAAAAAUUGUGCAGCUGGUGUGCAGGCUCCUCCUCGAUAUCGCGGCCAACAGACAAGCGGUGAUCGAGCAGGGGUGGCUGGAGAUCCCCGACCUCACAGCAGAGGUGGAGAAGACAGUGUCCCAGCAGGCCCUUCAGCUGCUGGGGAGGGAGAUGAGAGGGAAGGGGAUCCCUGUCCCACCUUGUUUAACUCAUCGUCUGAGCCCACAAGCUCUGCGGUCCAGAUCCUCUCAUGAUCAGCCUCUCAGCAGUGAUAAUGACCUGGACCCUCUGUGGAGGCAGCAGAAUAUAGAUAGCCCUCUAAGAUCUUCUCUGUCCAACAGCAGGAGCCUCAGCUACAGCGACACCGUCCUUCACAAACUUGGAUCAAAGCAGCAGCAUUUAGGAAAUCUGAAGAGCGUCAGUCAAUUUAACUACCUGAUCAAACAUUCCUUGUCUCACAGCAGCCUUGCAGCCUACGAACACACCAGACUGUGUAAACUCUCUCCUCAGGACAUCAUCAGAAGCAUUCAGGACCCGCAUGCAGAAGCAAAGCAAGACCCUUGGUCUCCCUUCUUAAAAAACCAGCUUCAUAAGGGGUUUCAGAGUCUGGCUUUAGAUCUGUUAGAGCAGGGGAGAAAAUCCCAGUGUAACUCCACGCCGCCAGCCUUAUCAGCCCAGAGCAGACGUGUAACCAACGAGGAGCAGCCAGACGACGACGUGUCAGCGGGCGGCGCAGAGAGAGGGAAUGUCACGGAGGGUCCCGUCAUCACCCUUCAGUCUGAGCUGGCUCCAGAGAGAAGGCGACUGCUGCUGGCCAAAGUUCUGGCCAUGGAUGUGACGGACAAAGAUCUGACCUCCAAGGUCUCAAAGUGGCAGACAGAGCUGAACACCAGGGAGGGGGCGUGGGAGAGGCUGCGCACGGAGAGAGAUCCCCUGGUCCUUUCCGGUCUGAUGUGGUCGUGGCUGGAGCAGCUCAAGGAUCCAGUCAUCAGCGGUGAGGAUGUUAAAGCUUUCAGCGGGAAGACAGUGAGCCCACAGAAUGCCCUCGACUCACUGGAAAAGGGUCACCGGCUCACUUUGCUCUGCAUCCUCGACUGUGCUGCUCAUCUCCUGCCAAUGCCUGAAGACGUGGAGACUCGUUUUCUCAACCAAACAAUCAAAGUGUUUACCAAAAUUGACCCUGCCUCAGAGAAGAAUGAGUCGUUGAACGUGACACUGAAAGCAAUCCUCACUCCCAUUCUUCAUGAGCUGCGAGACAAUGCUGCGGGAGAGAACGAAGAGACCUGAUCGUGCCUUAACACGAUCCGUCUGACAAAAGGAAGAGUUACUCAUCUUUGGGCAUUACUGUGUUUUAAGCCAGUUCCUUGCAUUUGAUUUUGCUGAGAUCUGCCAAUCUUUGCUCUUUUCCUGACUGAAAAAAUAACUUAAGCAUUGUGUUGUUCUUUAAAGUGCUUCAUAGACUCCGAGCACUGCCAUAUUGUGUGUUAACGUGCCACUAUGCUCAGUUUGAACGCCUCUGUUUGUCAUCGGUUCUACUGUGAUGUUUGUGUACCUGUUAGUGGGUAGGAAAUGACUGAGAAAGAUUCUCAUGAAGUUAAUGUAAAUGUUAUUUAAAUGUAUAACUCAGCUGUUAAAGCGAGGGGGGAUGUGGGGGUCUUAUUUAAACCAAAAUAUGUUUAUACACUGUGCAGAUGUUACAACGUGUCUUAUUUAUUGUGAUUGUCUUGUUGGAAACGCAGACGUUAGUUUUAAUAACUAUAACCUGAUGACAAGCUGCGAGGCUGCUUUGUUCCUCCGGAAUGUAAGAUGUUAGCUUUUUUUUUUAAGAGUCAGAUGCAAACUGUAGCCAUUGUGACAAUGCAAAGGCAACAGGCCAUACUGCAUUUGCUUUCCCAAUCAGUUAUACUGUGCGUCCUUAAUACUGUGUGCACCUCUCACUGUUCUGUUGUACAUGCAUUUGUAAAACGUCGAUCUGCCUCCACUGCUGCAUUUAGCAAAACUGCCUCAGCUCAAAUGACCUCUGCCUGGAUUCUGCUGCUGCUAAUGUGUGUGUGUGUGUGUGUGUGUGUGUGUGUGUGUGUGUGUGUGUGUGUGUGUGUGUGUGUGUGUGUGUGUGUGUGUGUGUGUGUGUGUGUGUGUGUGUGUGUGUGUGUGUGUGUGUGUGUGUGUGUGUGUGUGUGUGUGUGUGUGUGUGUGUGCGCGUGUGCGCGUGUGUGUGUGUGCGCAAGUUUAUGUGUCUCUCUCUCUCCUCACAUCUCAUCCAUGAACUCAAUGCAGAAUGUGGAACACUAAUGAUAAUAAUAUAGAUAUGAAGGACAUGAGACACUUAGGGGAAUUUCAACAAGCACUAUUUUUUCAUUGUUACAGCGGCCUACUUCUUAACACAAUUAAACACAACUGACUUAAA